Suncus etruscus (white-toothed pygmy shrew) is the source of this 3984-nucleotide messenger RNA. RefSeq names its product protein tyrosine phosphatase receptor type J (gene PTPRJ). Gene Ontology annotation, molecular function: protein tyrosine phosphatase activity; cadherin binding. Gene Ontology annotation, biological process: protein dephosphorylation; angiogenesis. The transcript is spliced from 18 exons. The record is from RefSeq and is a predicted model, not a curated record. NCBI's taxonomy places the organism in Eukaryota, Metazoa, Chordata, Mammalia, Eulipotyphla, Soricidae. The coding region runs from base 1 to 2466 and encodes 821 amino acids.
AUGUUUGGACUGAAGCUGGAUGAAGAGGCGGAGGAAUUUCUGAUUUCCAGCUGGACCUGUCUGGUCACUGAGUACAGUGCUGUGUCUGAUAUUGAAGUCAUCCACUUCACCACGACCGAGAUGUGGUUGCGGUGGCAGAGUACAGACCACGCCUCCAACUACACCUACCACCUGCGCAUCCAGUCGGGCAACACCACCACCUGGAUGGAGACCUCUGACAAAAAGUUCAUCCUUAAAGACCUGGAUCCUGGCACCUUGUAUAACAUCACCAUCUACCCAGAACUGAAGGGAAUCAAGGGCAAUGCCAGCCUUAUCACCCAUUACACACGGCCCAGUCAAGUGUCUGACAUCGAAGUGAGCACCAACACCAUACAGGCCACCAUAGUGUGGCAGAACAGGGACACUGCCGCCCACACAUAUAGGUACUUGGUUGAUCUUGAGGCGGAGGACAGUGUUGGUAACAUCACGCAGAUUGUGACAGACUAUGGCAUCACCCAGGCUACCUUCAGCGAAUUAAAGCCUGGUUCGGGCUACACUGUCAAGAUUACCACCCAAGUGGGUAUAGAUACCCAGUCUCUGGAGCCAGGCUCCCUGUCAUUCUGCACAGAUCCUGCACCUGUCAUCCAUUUCCUCUGUAAGGCCAUCCACCAAGAGCCUGCAUUGGAACUCAAGUGGGUCUGCCCCUAUGGCACCAGUGAGAAAUUCAAGCUGGACAUCAGCAGUGGUGACUGGAGCAGAGUCACAAUCCUGGAUGGCUGCUCUUUGUGGAACAUUACCGAGUCCAGGGAGAAGAUCAUGGAUUUGAAUUUUUCUACCUCGUACAACAUUAGCAUCAUAACCCAGUCCUGUAAUAAGUCUGCUCCAUCCGCCCAGUACACCUGCCUCACUGGCAUCACAGACCCGCCUCCUCCAAAAAUAUCCCCCAAUAUUACAUCUGUCAGCCACAAUUCACUCAAGGUCAAGUUCAGCGGUUUUGAAGCCAGCCACGGACCCAUCCAAGCUUAUGCUCUUGUUCUCACCACUGGCAGAGCAGAGAAUGCAUCUGCGGGUGACUUGAAAUACACAUACGAAGAUUUCAAAAAGGGGGACUCGGACACCUACGUGACAUACCUCAUCACAGUAGAAGAAAAGCGACACUCCCUGGGCUUGUCGGAAGAAUCAAAAUACGAAGUGGAUGUGGGGAAUGAGUCGAUGACCCGUGGCUAUUACAAUGGGAAACUGGAUCCUCUGGGCUCCUACCGGGCUUGUGUUGCCGGCUUCACCAACAUCACCUUCAGGUCGCACGACAGACUCAUUGAUGGGGCCGAGAGUUACGUGUCUUUCAGCCCCUGCUCCGAAGCUGUGUUUCUGCCACAGGAUCCAGGUGUCAUCUGUGGAGCCGUGUUUGGUUGUAUCUUUGGUGCUCUGGUCAUCGUGGCUGUGGGAAGUUUCAUCUUCUGGAGGAAGAAAAGGAAAGAUGCAAAGAAUAAUGAAGUGUCUUUUUCUCAAAUCAAACCCAAAAAAUCCAAGUUGAUCAGAGUGGAGAACUUUGAGGCCUACUUUAAGAAGCAGCAAGCAGACUCCAACUGUGGCUUUGCAGAGGAAUAUGAAGACCUGAAGCUUAUUGGAAUCAGUCAACCAAAAUAUGCAGCAGAAUUGGCAGAGAAUAGAGGAAAGAACCGCUACAAUAAUGUUUUGCCCUACGAUAUUUCCCGUGUCAAACUUUCCAUCCAGACCCACUCAACAGAUGACUACAUCAAUGCCAACUACAUGCCUGGCUACCAUUCCAAGAGGGAUUUCAUUGCCACGCAAGGACCUUUGCCCAACACUUUGAAAGAUUUUUGGCGUAUGGUCUGGGAGAAGAAUAUAUAUGCCAUUAUUAUGUUGACCAAGUGUGUUGAACAGGGAAGGACCAAGUGUGAAGAAUACUGGCCUUCCAAGAUGGCUCAAGAGUAUGGGGACGUCACUGUGGCAAAUACAGCGGAAAUUAUCCUUCCUGAAUGGACCAUCAGAGACUUCACAGUGAAAAAUAGCCAGACGAGCGAGAGCCACCCUCUGCGACAGUUCCAUUUCACCUCCUGGCCAGACCACGGGGUCCCAGACACCACUGAGCUGCUCAUCAACUUCAGGUUCUUGGUGCGCGACUACAUGAAGCAGAUCCCUCCUGAGUCACCAGUGCUAGUGCAUUGCAGUGCUGGGGUUGGCCGGACAGGCACCUUCAUUGCCAUCGACAGACUCAUCUAUCAGAUCGAGAAUGAGAACACUGUGGACGUUUACGGGAUUGUGUACGACCUGCGCAUGCACAGGCCUUUGAUGGUGCAGACAGAGGACCAGUAUGUAUUCCUCAAUCAGUGUGUGUUGGAUAUCAUCCGAUCCCAGAAGGACUCCAAAGUCGACCUGAUCUACCAGAACACCACUGCAAUGACAAUCUACGAAAACCUGGCACCCGGGACCACUUUUGGCAAGACGAACGGUUACAUCGCCUGAUUCCAAAGCAGAGAGCACUUUUCCAGAGUGUGGCUGAGCACCACCACCUUUGCAGCAAAGGAAGACGCCCCCCCCAUGGACAUGUUUUUCUCUGUCUAAUAUCUUAAUUUUUUGUUCUGUUAUGUGCAAACUAAUUUGCAGGAGUUAGAGCUGUGCAUGGAAAACAUGGCCAGGGAGAAACUGGGGCUCUUAGGGGGCUGUGGGCAGGCAGCGAGCGAGCCAGUGACGUUCCUGAUUGCCCAUGGGAUGAGGUUCACUUAUUUUUUGUUUUGUUUUGUUUUGUUUUGUUUUAAGAAUUACAGAAAACCAGGAAAAUUGAGCCUUGAUUUUUUUUUCCUUUUUUUUUUUUUCAAAACAGCUUCUUUUUUUUUUUUUUUUUUUUUAAGACUAUUUUAUAUAAUUCACAUGCUCAAAGCCAGGAUUGCGUUGGGUUGCAUAUAUUUUCCGUAUCAGAGGUCUAUUUUUACCUACUGUAUCUUGGAAUCUAGCAGAUGAAGCCCGCAUUCUUGUGGAGGGCCGCGGAGGGGAAAGGGGGAGAGGAGGCCAGGUCUCCCGCCUGGGUUUUCUAUUUAAACACGUGCCUUUUCUGAAUUAUGCUUCCACAGGCAAAACUCAGUAGAUUUUUCUCUAUUUUUGUACUGAAUCUCGUAAUUGGAAUAUGCGGACUAUUUAAAUGGUAGUUUAGUAGUAGAGGUUCAGCCUCUUCCAAGACAUUCCUGUCCUCCUGGGAUUUGAGGAGGCCGCCCUGCUUCCCCCCAUCCUCACCCCUUUUUUCUCCAGCAUCCCUAUGUUAUGCUCUCUUUUCCCCUGCCAGUUUUCUGCCAAGAAUUUCUGUUGACCACAUUGUCAACCUUAGUUGGGUGAGUGAGAGUGGAAAUCCAAGUAUCACCUUGAAAAUUUUGGGGGGGCAGGCCUCCCGGUGAGUGACGUACCCUCCUUGUCUUGUUGCUGGUGGUCGUUUGUUUUUUUUUUCCUCAUUCUUGUCUUUGGUAAGGAGUAUUUAAAGGUGCAAUAUGUGAUUUUUAGUGAUCAUACGCUCUAGGUUAUUAGUGAUGUUUUACUCAGGUUGGCAUUUUAAGUGUGUGUGUGUGUGUGUGCACACAUGUCUGUGUGUGUCUGUAUCUGUGUGUGUGUGUGUGUGUGUUUAAAAGUGUGGCAAUCUGUGAGCACGGCCGUGUGACUCCCUUUUCCUCGCCAAGUCCACUGGCUUUUGUCUGUAUCCGCAGUCAGUGAUCCGUACUGACAUCUACUGUAUAUAAAUAUACUAAACUCUCCCAACCGCCAUUCCUUGAAAAUGAGGUGUACAAAGUUGGAAUUUGUAUCAAAGAUGUAAUUAUUAUUUUUAAGACCUCUUUUCACUCUACCGCUGCUGUAAUUACUUUGAUUUUCUUUUUUUAAAUGUAGAUCAAUUUUUUUUUUUUUUGCUUCAGGUGUGUAUCCGUUGAGAAUCUCAGAAUUGACGUGGAUUUUAUUUUAUUGGUACAUAAACUGUAAACUUCUGCAGGCAUUAACAUGAAA